This is a messenger RNA of Anopheles stephensi (Asian malaria mosquito), 1732 nucleotides long. Its product is annotated as zinc finger protein OZF-like. Lineage: Eukaryota; Metazoa; Arthropoda; Insecta; Diptera; Culicidae. Gene Ontology annotation, molecular function: DNA-binding transcription factor activity; zinc ion binding. Gene Ontology annotation, cellular component: nucleus. The transcript is spliced from 3 exons. Bases 123 to 1622 code for a protein of 499 amino acids. The record is from RefSeq and is a predicted model, not a curated record.
CAUGGAUCUACUGUUUAUGAGCCGCACUGACUGACAGCUGGCUGAUGUUGUUUGAUAACAUUGGUACGGUUGUGUGCGAAAGGCAACAACGCAUCGACCAGGCAUGAACCGGAGGCUCAAAAAUGCGUGAAAAAUGUCGUCUUUGCCUCGGAAGUUUACCGAACGGACCGAGCCUAUCGAUAAGGGACACCACGCUGCAUGUGGAGCUAAAAAAUGUGUUCCAUUUUGAGAUUGCGUUCGAUGUGCAGCUUCCAGAAUGCGUGUGCGAUGAAUGUAGAUGCACGGUGGCCAACAUUAGCUCCUACUGCCACCGGGUACGGCUCAACCAGAAACAGUUGAUCGAACAGACUACGAAAAACACUCUGCAGCCGGUGGAAAAUGUGAAGGUUGAGUCGCUGUACGAUGAUGAUUAUUUCGAGGCGGAAGAAUGGCCUUCCAACAGCGUUCCUGGUGUGAGAGAGGGGACGCAAGAAGUUCAACCGAGUAGCGCAGGAUGUUCCGAAGCUGAGAUACAACCCGAUUCAUUAGUAGGGAACGGUACGGAUAGUGCGCCUGAAGAGGAGCAAGUGCACCAAAUAUCCCGGAGGAAGAGUCGCAGAUUCGUGGAAGAUAGAAUCAUCGCAACCAAAGACAGCACACCGCAGGACAGCUCAAAGCGAGAAGUGCAAGCCAAGCAGCUGGAAAACGAUCGGCUGAUAAAAGAUUUCUUCACCCUUGAGUGUGAGAUAUGUUCUGCACCGCUGGACAGCUUCGUAACGCUGCUAGACCAUUAUCGACAGGCGCACAGCACGCGAGGAUACGUGCGGUGCUGUGGUAAGCAGUUCUUUCGUCGCUACAUACUGGUGGAUCACAUUGCAGCACAUCGCGGUUCGACUCGGUGUGAAAUUUGCAAGAAAACGUACAAAACCAAACGGUAUCUGUUGCUGCACAUCGCCAAAAGCCACAGCAGCGAGGCGGAUCGGCCAUUCAAAUGUGGCAAGUGUCACAUUUCCUAUCCCAAGCAGUAUCUGCUACGGGCACACGAGCUGCUGCACGUGCAGCAACAGUGCCACAUUUGCCAAAAGGUGCUCUCGAACAAUCAGUCGCUCAAGGUGCACAUCGCCCAGAUGCACGGUGAUGAUGGCAAUCACAUCUGCGACACGUGCGGCAAGGUGUUUCGCACGAAACCGGCGAUGGAACGGCACAUCAACGAGCACCGGGGGCUGGAUUUGGUGGAGCGGCUGCAGUGCGAGUACUGCAAGAAGUGGUUCAGCGGGAAGUACAAUCUGAACAAGCACAUACGCUUCCUGCACAUGCAGGAUGGGCAGGCGUUUCCGUGCGACGUUUGUCAGCACGUUAGCCCGAACAGUCGGGCCCUUGCGAACCACAAGCAGCGGAUACACGUGGAGGAACGGUUUGAGUGUGAGUACUGCGGGAAGCGGUUCAAGCGCAGACCCAACUUGCGCGAACACGUUGCGACGCACACGAACGUUCCACUGUAUACGUGCGAAAUCUGCGAAAAUCGUACCUUCAACUCGAAGGCAAACUAUUUUACGCACCGCAAAAACAAACAUCCGCAGGAAUGGGAGGCACGGGCCCGGUUGCGGACGGAACGGUUGAUGAAUAAUACCGGGAACCAGUAGAAACAAUUUGGCUUACGCUGUACGUGUGUAACGGGCCGUUCGGCAUUGCUUGCUGUUAGCACGUGGGACGAUAUUUUAAAUAAACUAGUUUUAAUGUACAUACCAACAAA